AUGCCUUCAAUCAAGCUUCACGUUGGUGUCUGCGGAGGCGGCAUGGGUGGGCUUGCAGCCGCCAUCGCCAUCGCACGAACAGGUGCUCAAGUCACGUUGCUCGAGGCGGCACGAGAACUGGGCGAAAUUGGUGCCGGGAUCCAGGUGUUCCCCAACGUGUCUCGUCUGCUCAUUCGAUGGGGAGUUGACGAAUUGAUUGGGGACAACCUCAUAACCGUGGACGAGGCGAACACAUGGGCAGCUGAUGGAACACUGCUGGCUCAUUUUGAUCCGAAGCAAGGUGCAAAGCAAUCGGGCUUUCCUCAUUGGUUGCUUGUGCGUAGAGACCAUCUGCAUGCCGGACUCACAGAGUCUGCACGUCGGCAUGGCGUGAACCUCGUCGUGGAUUCGCGUGUGAACAAGUUGGAAUACACGAAGGAGAGUGUCAAGGUCACUACCACCCAGGGUGUCCACCACGAAUUCAACCUCUUGAUCGGAUCAGACGGUAUCAAAUCCUUCAUCCGACAAACACUGUUUCCCGAUGUGGUGCCCAAAGCUGCUUCGACCGUUGCCGCCUUUCGAGGCAUUCUGUCGUAUGGGGAGGUCUUCGCCAAAGUACCGGACGCGCGACAAUUUCUGAGGAACACGAUGGAUGGCUUGAUUGGACCCAACGGUUACAUCUUACUAUAUCCUCUGUCAGCUGGCAGGGAAUUGAACGUUGUGACCCUGUUUCAGAUGGAUCGGGUUGUCAGAACACCAGAGGACGUCGAUAUCAAUGAGUUCCGCAAUCUGUACAAGGACUGGAAUCCGACUGCCCGCAAAAUCCUCGAGCUUGUCAAUUAUACCCAGAAGUGGCCGCUCCUUGUCCUUCCGCCCAUGAAGACUUGGUCGAAUGAUCAUAAGAACAUUGUUCUCCUCGGAGAUGCAGCCCACGCAAUGCAAAACCAUAUGGCGCAAGGAGCAGCGACGGCCAUGGAAGAUGGCGCGUUCCUCGGCACUGUUAUUGGCGAUGUUGUGCGUGGGAAUAUUAGCUUGACUGAAGCUAUCGAGCUCUACGAGAAACAAAGAAUCCCACGAGUCUGGGUCAAGCAGCAGGCAUCAUUCGUGUCUGGAGCUAUCAAUAUGGCCGUUGGAGAAGAUGCUGCAAGACGAAAUCGGGCGUCCGCUCCAGAGGUCAAGGCCUGGGGUUGCAAUGUUGUUCAGCCCAGCAAUGAAUUGCCCCCGACGUACAAAUCAUGGCAGAUGUAUUGUACCCCUGCGAGUGUCCCCGGCAUAUUGUAUUACGACGCCGAGGGAGACGCUGAUAACGCAGUGUGUGAGUAUCUGCAGAAAAAGACGGCCGUGGACGAGGUGACGUUGGUCAGUAAAGGCCUAUGGGAGAAGUGGUGGGGUGUCAUCGAUAACAACGGCCUCGAGGGAGCCUAG
This is a messenger RNA of Exophiala spinifera, 1404 nucleotides long. RefSeq lists its product as uncharacterized. Gene Ontology annotation, biological process: secondary metabolite biosynthetic process. Gene Ontology annotation, molecular function: monooxygenase activity; FAD binding. The record is from RefSeq and is a predicted model, not a curated record. The transcript has 3 exons. Lineage: Eukaryota; Fungi; Ascomycota; Eurotiomycetes; Chaetothyriales; Herpotrichiellaceae. Bases 1 to 1404 code for a protein of 467 amino acids.